Molecule: messenger RNA, 2243 nt
Organism: Myxocyprinus asiaticus (Chinese sucker)
Lineage: Eukaryota; Metazoa; Chordata; Actinopteri; Cypriniformes; Catostomidae
Product: adenosine 3'-phospho 5'-phosphosulfate transporter 2-like
Exons: 10
Coding region: 448-1425 (325 amino acids)
Biological process (GO): transmembrane transport
Cellular component (GO): endoplasmic reticulum membrane; Golgi membrane
Molecular function (GO): 3'-phosphoadenosine 5'-phosphosulfate transmembrane transporter activity
Source: RefSeq, a predicted model, not a curated record
AGUUCACCGGAAGCUGUUGGCUUCUGCCAGGGAGACUGAACAACACUACAGCACGAGCAUUAUCUUGUGUUUCACACAAUUGACGCGGGGAUUUGUGAAUUAUGAGUCUGAUUUGUGUGUUGAUCGGCUGGUCUGAUGAAAUGGUGUGUGUGUUAACUUAAGACGAGCAAUUUAAACUGAUUUUACACCCGGAAGUGGAGCUGUGCAGUAGUUGCUAGCCUAGCCGCUAACUCUCUUCAUGUGUGUAAAUGACAGAUGAGUGAGUGAUUCAGUGUGAUAAAUCACUCACAUCUCAACUGUUUAUAGUGACUGAAAUCGCAGACUGCCGCUGUCAUGAGUCGUAUAUCGGGCUGAUGUGAGAUGAGUGUGAUGUACAGUCUCUGAUCUGUGUAAUUCAGCUGAUCGAUCACUCUGAUCUUCUGCUGUAUUCAGGAGUCUGCAGACAUCAUGAGUGGUACAUUUGGACUGGUGAACUACAGCUCCAGGAAGCACAUCUCUAUAACUGUGCCGUCAUCCACAGAGGUGAUGUCACCUCAUAUCAAAUCAGUGGAAGAAUUGAGAGUGCUGGGCAUCAACCUCAGCAACUUUAACACACCAACACAGUUCUUUAUUUGUGUGGCUGGAGUCUUCCUCUUUUACCUCAUCUACGGCUACCUGCAGGAGCUGAUAUUCUCAGUGGAGGGGUUUAAACCAUUUGGCUGGUAUCUUACUUUAGUGCAGUUUGGAUUUUACUCUUUAUUUGGUCUGGUGGAGUUACAGCUCACUCAGGAUAAGAGGAGGAGGAUACCAUGCAAAACAUACAUGAUCAUCGCAUUUUUAACAGUUGGGACUAUGGGCCUGUCCAACACUUCACUUGGCUACUUGAACUAUCCUACACAAGUCAUCUUUAAGUGCUGCAAACUCAUUCCUGUUAUGAUUGGAGGAGUCUUCAUACAAGGAAAGCGCUAUAACGUUGCGGAUGUGUCUGCUGCUUUCUGCAUGAGUCUGGGGCUGAUCUGGUUCACAUUGGCAGACAGUAAGAUUGCACCUAACUUCAACGUAACAGGAGUCAUCCUCAUAUCUAUGGCUCUCUGUGCGGAUGCUGCGAUUGGGAAUGUGCAGGAGAAAGCCAUGAAAUUCCAUAAUGGAACCAACUCAGAGAUGGUCUUAUACUCUUAUUCCAUUGGCUUUGUGUAUAUUCUGUUGGGUCUGCUGUGUGUGGGGGGGCUUGGACCUGCUGUCUCAUUCUGCUCUCAGCAUCCAGUGACGACCUAUGGUUACGCAUUCUUCUUUUCCCUGACGGGAUAUUUUGGCAUUUCAUUUGUACUAGCGUUAAUAAAGUUAUUUGGUGCACUGGUCGCUGUCACAGUGACUACAGGAAGGAAAGCCAUGACCAUUGUACUGUCCUUUCUGUUCUUUUCAAAGCCUUUCACUUUUCAGGUUUAAUAGCGGAAUUCCUGGUGAUGAACUACACUACCCAUGAUCCUGAAUAGAAAUUAUCCACCAGUCAGAGAACUGCAGCCAAAAAAGUACACCAAAAGAGCUCUGUAGCAUCCGCCCACUUCCAUAACACACUGUGAAUGACGCAAUCAAGUCGUUCUCCCUACGCUCUUAAACUACUUACAUAUUUUCAUAUACAAAUCUGAAUAUUUUGCAAUACAGUUAAAAUACUGUAUAUUGAUUCUAUAUUUAUUAUCAAAAAAAAAACUUUAAAUCAAUAGUUUUAUAUUGUUCCAUUGUUUUUAAUUCAAUAACGUAAUUUGCAGUGCUUCCUGAGAUUGUAGUUCAUUCCCUCAUUAAAGAUGUUAAGUACAUAGCCUUAUACCUUUGUCUUUGUGUCUGAUUUCCAAAUAUUGAUAAUAAUGAUUUCCUGAUUUUCUUUAAAUCAAAGUUUUUUUUUUUAAAGUUGUGGUUCACCUUGGAGCUGGUCUACUUGGUUCAUGGCUUACAGCUCUUUUACUGUAUGAAGGAUUAUAAUGAAAUCCCCAUUUUAAGAAAUUAAAGAGAAUAAACUUCUAUAUGAGCUAACAAACAUGGACUAAAAGCCACAAAAUUCCACAAUUUCAUUUCAUGUUGACAUUUCUGUUUUGUUGAGAAUGAUCGGUUGUGACUCUUUCACAGGUAUGUUUGGGGAGGUCUGCUGGUGGUGUUUGGCAUCUUCCUGAAUGUCUACAGUAAAAACAAAGACAAAAUGAAGCUCCCUUCAUUAGCGGAGCUCAAAAAACGAGUACUCAGGAGCAGGAAGGUCCGUCUUCUGUCUCAGA